AUGUCCUCGUACCGGUACGGCCGUCCGGCCCUCAAGAAUAGCGUUGAUGUGCAACUGCAGACUGCCUUUAGCGAUGGCAACUGGAACACUGUCAUCCGGCUAGCCACGAAACGGGCGGCUACUUUGAAGGAUCCGUACUAUGAGGCUAUCAAGAUGGCCGCCGAGGCCCAGCUCGAGAACACCGCUGAAAAAUGUGCCGUGUUUGGAGCUAUCGAAGAGUUAGUCAAAGACAAGAAGUCGCCUGAUAUCGACACCAUUGAGCUUUACGAGUGGGCAUGCCGUGACUUCUUCGACGCCGAGGUCGAAUAUGCCGACUCUCUUGGACCCUUGAGGGCUCGUUGGGCCAAGGCCAACCCUAGUAGUCCCCUGGCGCUACAAUGCCUUCGGUCCUGCUUGGAAAAGUGGGAUCUUGUGAGUGCUCAGCAGAUUGCGACGAGUUUGGAUAAAGCUUAUGCCAACACUUCGGACCGCCGGUAUAUGUUCUGGAACAUAACCCUUACGUUCCUGCUUUCAAUUAGUCCCCAAUGCACCGAUGCGAGCCGUAAGGUUUACAGUUUACUAGCCGUCCGACAGCUCGAGAGAGCUGCAGACUUGACAGAAAAUUCCGCCAAACUAGAAGUCACAGACCGCGGCCUUCUCGCAGAGGAGGAGGUAUGUCUGUACUACCGCGUCUUGCGCAGCCAUGGGACCAAGGAAGAGUUCAUAUCCCGGUUGAAAAGCCCCAAGCUUGGGGCCAUUAACCAACUCAAGCAGAAUCGCAAGGUUUUGUUCUGGGAAGCUCUCGAGGCGCUGGAGACCUGGGGCGAGUGGGACCUUAUCAACAACUUGUGCCGUGAAGCGUUGUCGCUUGGCUUGGAAGGAGAAAAGCCCUCUUUCUUUGUCUGCGAUUUGCAGAUAUGGAAGAAGUUUGCGUUAGCCGCCAGCAAGGUCGAAGACUCAGAAAGCGCUCUCAACGAAGUGCAGGCCGUUCUCAAAAAAUACAUCGACAUCAAAGACCAGGCAAGCGCCAUGUACAAGAAGAAUAUCAGCUUGGCACUGUUAGAGACAACCUUUAGGCUUCCCACGGGAAGUGCUGGUGAUGAAACCGGUGGACUGUCGCCCAGGGUGGCCCAAAUAGGUCGCUUCCUUGACCAAUACUUUGAGCGGUUGUCUGCCUUUGAAGACGUCAAAAGUUACGUUGCUGAAUUGUCCUUCGAUGAGGUUAAGAGUCUCUUGGAUGAAGUCAUACCCAAGGUGGUUGAUGAGGGUGGCGAUAAGGCGAAGAAGAUUGUCUUAAGAACUUUGGAAUACAGGCUUCGGUACCUCCUUUCCACCUGCCCACAGACUCUGUCACCACAGCUGCCCGUCGAGGGCGGUCAACCCCAAGAACAACCAUCCCAAUGCCGCAUAUGCACCAAGGCAGCUUCGAUUCCGUGUCUGACGUGCCUAAAGAAGCUUGUUGUGGAGGCGGCGGCUACCUACAACCAAAUCACAGGCGACAAGGAGCUUCUGGAGGCCAUCCCUAGGCUGGAUAAAGACCCACGGCUGGACUUGGCCCUUGUACUGGGCAUGUCCCUUUUGAAGCUGUCUGGGCUCACACCAGGGACCUCGGACACGAACUACUCGUUGUGGGAAUCAGUCGACCUCGGCGUGUUUUUGCAAGCGGUGCUAGUUCUCGAUGCUCAACUGCAAAAGACACCAGAGGAUAUCCAGCUGCGACUACUUUUGGUCCAGCUGUACCUCCUCCUUGGUUGUGCCUCAUAUGCGUACCAGCUCUGGACACCUCUUGAAGUCAAACGGACGAUCCAGGAUGCGCUCAGCCCAUUAUUCUUCGACAGGAUAUCCGACAUUUCGCCCGGGUUGUUCCAGGGCCCUCGUCCGUUGAUGGAGCCGCUGCGCAGUUACUACAAACACAACCUCGGUGAGAGGUCGCCGGUGCGCAUAUGGGAUGCUUUCUCAGCAGGCAGCUACACCAGCAUCUUUGACAUGACCAACUAUGAUCAUGAUCUGCGCAGGAGCUCUACCCUCAUGAUGACUCUCGUGGAGGAGAGGCGUGCGAUUCGGUGUUACGGUGGGAAGAUCGACUCCGAGAUUGACCAGCAUCCACUCACAGGAAACAUCAACGGUGGCACGGUCCUCGUCAAUAAGACCGAUUACGGUUCUUUUGCAAACCUGGAAAGCGCUCAUGGCCCUCCGGUCCAGGAGUAUCUUCGCCUCGGGCCAGGUCUCUCGAAUGAACGCUCUCACCUUGCCUAUCUCUCGGAACAAUUCCUGGACCUCCUUCUCUACAAGCCGCCAAAAGAGCACAAACUCGCCAAGCAGCAAGUCGAAGCGGCUCGCCAUGACCGCGAGUACACGCUCGAGACGCUGGAGCGGCUCAGCAACUCCCUCGCCGACAUCCUGCACCAACCGGACACGCCCUCCCGCCUAACACGAUCCGAGACAAGCUACUACACCGUCCUCUCCCACCUCGCUGCAGGACUCCUCGUUGCGCUAUCCACCCCACGCUCCGACCCCAUACCCAAGUCGCUAUCCCAUCUAACAGCAUCCAUCAAAACCACCUUCACCACCCUCCGCUCGUCCCUCGCCCCCAUCAGCACCACAGAAGAAACCCCAACCACCAACCCCCCAGCCAUCCCCACUCUAACCUCCAUGCCCGCGCUCUCCUACCUCCGCCUAUCCUCCCUCGCGAUCCGUUCCGCCGCCACCUUCCUCACAGCCUCCCACGACCGGGAGCUAGCGCGCAAUCGUACCGGGCGCUCGGGCGUACACCGUGACGCGCUGGCUGAGAUGCGCGGUUUGGACGCGAAUGUAGCGGUUAAGGGGCUGGCUGAGGUGAAAGGGACGGUGUUGAGGUUGAAGGAGGCGUUGGGGGAGGGGGGGUGGUUGGAUCGGGUUUUGGAUUUGGUUUUUGGUGGGGAGGAGGAGGAGGAGAUGAAGGAGGAGGGGGGAGGAGGAGGGGGGGAAGUGAGGAGGGCAGUGGAAGAGGUUGUUGGGGGUCGGGGUGGUGCGGAGGAGUGGGCUGGGAAGGUGGUGGAGAGUUGGCGGGAGGGGGUUAUGGGGUGGGGGAUGGUGAGGAUGGAGUAA
Molecule: messenger RNA, 3066 nt
Organism: Dichotomopilus funicola
Lineage: Eukaryota; Fungi; Ascomycota; Sordariomycetes; Sordariales; Chaetomiaceae
Product: N-acetyltransferase B complex non catalytic subunit-domain-containing protein
Exons: 9
Coding region: 1-3066 (1021 amino acids)
Biological process (GO): N-terminal peptidyl-methionine acetylation
Cellular component (GO): NatB complex; cytoplasm
Source: RefSeq, a predicted model, not a curated record